UACAAGAUCAAACCGGACGAAAUAUUCAGAAGAAUGAAAAUGACUACUUUUGUCCAACUGGCUGUACAAGUUGCUGAAGUCAAUGGCGUCGGUACCGCGGUUUCGCCUUUUUACAGUGUUAUUUGUGGCAUUGGCGAAAUAGACAUGGCUGGGGACCGUUUACCAAUGUGUUCCUCCAAGUCUGCUCUCUUGGGGGACUGCGUCACUAAACCCUAUCUCUUGCUGGACGUUCGAGACAGUGAUGACUUCGAUAACUGUCACAUCAUCGGAGCCCUUAAUUAUCCGGCUACCAUGCUCUCCAGGUGCAUGAAUUUUGAGACACGAGAGAUGCUUGCAUUUCGAAACAGACCAAAUCACAUAAUUAUUCUCUACGACGAAAACGAAAGCAUCGCCCCGCGAGUGGCAACCAUCUUGACACAGCGGGGCUACGACAAUGUCUUCCUGUUGGCUGGAGGACUUAAGGUUUGUUAA
Messenger RNA from Dibothriocephalus latus, 471 nucleotides. The record is from the annotation of a GenBank genome assembly. Lineage: Eukaryota; Metazoa; Platyhelminthes; Cestoda; Diphyllobothriidea; Diphyllobothriidae.